AUGAUCCUGGGCUCUCUUAAGCCUUACCAACUCUUGCGCAACCUGCAGCAAGAGCUCUUCCCUUUUAAUUUCGACGAAAACUUGCUUCGUGAACUUUGGGUUCAGAAGCUGCCGAAGGCUGUAUGCAUGGUCCUGGCACCAUGCGUUGGUUGUCCCCUCAGCGUUGCGGCCGAAGUAGCUGACAACACUGUGGCGUUCUAUUCUCAGGGAACCCCCAUUAAUUCUUCUACCCUAGUCGAAACAGCUGAUCAGUCAAGCGCCAUUGGCACUCGACUGGCCGCUACUUCGGCUCGCCGAGAUAGAGUCGAAUAG
Echinostoma caproni is the source of this 312-nucleotide messenger RNA. Lineage: Eukaryota; Metazoa; Platyhelminthes; Trematoda; Plagiorchiida; Echinostomatidae. The record is from the annotation of a GenBank genome assembly.